This is a messenger RNA of Mobula hypostoma (lesser devil ray), 1031 nucleotides long. It is a transcript of the gene plekhj1, whose product is annotated as pleckstrin homology domain containing, family J member 1. The record is from RefSeq and is a predicted model, not a curated record. Gene Ontology annotation, biological process: endosome organization; receptor recycling; retrograde transport, endosome to Golgi. Lineage: Eukaryota; Metazoa; Chordata; Chondrichthyes; Myliobatiformes; Myliobatidae. Gene Ontology annotation, cellular component: trans-Golgi network; early endosome; recycling endosome. The coding region runs from base 263 to 667 and encodes 134 amino acids. The transcript is spliced from 7 exons.
GGUGAGUUACUGUGGCUGAGGGGUGAUAUGGGCUAACCGAUAGAGCUCAUGUUCCAGCUAUUAUAAGCCUCUGUUAAGCUUCACAUGAAGUAUUGUGUGCAGUUCUGGUCACCUCAUUACAGGAACGAUUCGGAGAUUUUGGUCCACGUAACAAGAUUUCUCAGACAAAACUAGCUCGUCUUUUGUUGCUCCUGAACAUCUCUUUAUCAACGAUGGCCAUAAGUUCACUUGAACUUGAAAGGACAUUGGGGACGACUGAACAAUGGUGCGCUCCCUCGGAUACGGGAACGAUGAGAUGUUUGUGUUCAAGUCUGUGGAGUUUGCAAAAUGUCGACUGGUGAAGCUAGUUGUCAACUUCCUUUUUUACUUCAGAAUUGAUGAGGAGGAGCCUGUCGGUGCCUUGUUACUUGAGCAGUGCAGAAUCCAAAAGGAAGAUGACACUGGCUUCUCACUAGUAUUUGUGGAUGAGCCGGAAAGAAAAUAUUCAUUUACAUGUGAAACUAAAGAUGAAUGUGAGGAGUGGAUUGAAGCUUUGACGAAAGCUAGCUACGAGUACAUGCGGCAAAGUUUAAUAUUUUACCGAAAUGAAAUUCAAAAAAUAACUGGAAAAGAUCCACUGGAACAGUAUGGAAUUUCAGAAGAAAUAAGAUUUCAAACCAGAUCGUAGAAACUGUUGAAAAGGUGCAGUGAUUUCUGAUGAUUCUGUUGGACCUGCUACAUUGACCAACUUUAUCGGGGUUUUCCUCUUUCUGACGUUCCUAGGUUAUUUUUAGUAGAAGUGAACUCGUGCAUGUAAGGAUGGGGUAGUGGAGAGAAAGGGUUGGUGUCUGAGUGAUUAUAAUAGUCAUUCACUGUAAAUGAUUUGAAUUGGGUAUAUUUAUAUUUUGUACUAGCUUUUUUGUGAUGUUUGCAUGUAGAUACUUUGGGAUUUCCUGGAUGUAGCUUGCAGUAUCUAAUAGACUGUAACUGUGAACUUCAAGUAUUUCUGUUGGUUGGAAUAAAACAUUAAUGAUGGAACUAUUACAUUGUGA